Impatiens glandulifera is the source of this 1230-nucleotide messenger RNA. Its product is annotated as probable aldo-keto reductase 2. The record is from RefSeq and is a predicted model, not a curated record. Lineage: Eukaryota; Viridiplantae; Streptophyta; Magnoliopsida; Ericales; Balsaminaceae. Gene Ontology annotation, cellular component: cytoplasm. The transcript has 5 exons. Bases 66 to 1091 code for a protein of 341 amino acids.
AUCUUCUACUGCCUAUAAAUUCAACUCAUACUCAAACCAGAAGAAAAGCAAAAACCAGAACAGAAAUGGCGAAAGUUGGAAGAAUCAAAUUAGGAUCUCAAGGUCUAGAAGUAUCACAACAAGGUCUAGGAUGUAUGGGAAUGUCCGCCUUCUACGGUCCUCCUAAAGCCGACGAAGACAUGAUCAAACUCAUCCAUCACGCCAUUGAUACCGGAGUUACCUUCCUUGAUACCUCCGAUAUCUACGGUCCUCACACCAACGAAAUCCUUCUCAGCAAGGCCUUGAAAGGAGAUCAGAUAAGAGAGAAAGUAGAAUUAGCAACGAAAUUCGGUAUCAAUAUGGUUGAUGGUAACAGAGAGAUCCGUGGUGAUCCUGCUUAUGUUCGAUCUGCUUGUGAAGCUAGUUUGAAGCGUCUCGAUAUUGAUUGUAUUGAUCUCUAUUAUCAGCAUCGGAUCGACACUCGCGUUCCUAUUGAACUCACGAUAGGUGAACUGAAGAAACUUGUUGAAGAGGGGAAGAUAAAGUAUAUUGGUUUGUCUGAGGCUUCAUCUUCAACAAUUAGAAGAGCUCAUGCUGUUCAUCCAAUUACUGCUAUUCAGCUUGAAUGGUCUUUGUGGACAAGAGAUGUAGAAGAAGACAUUAUUCCAACUUGCAGAGAGCUUGGAAUUGGGAUUGUUGCUUAUAGUCCAUUGGGAAGAGGUUUCUUCUCAUCAGGUCCAAAGAUUGUUGAUUCAUUUGACCCUCAAGAUUUCAGAAAGUACUUACCAAGGUUUGAAGGUGAAAAUUUGGAGCACAACAAGAAAAUGUUCGACAGAGUUAACGAAAUAGCGACAAGAAAAGGGUGUACGCCAGGUCAGUUGGCAUUAGCGUGGGUUCAUCACCAAGGGAACGACGUUUGCCCCAUUCCGGGUACGACAAAGAUAGCUAACUUCAAUGAGAAUAUAGGAGCAUUAUCGGUCAAGCUAACACGUGAAGAGAUGACCGAGCUUGAAGAGAUCGUUUCGGCUGAUGCUGUGAAAGGUGAAAGAUAUGCUAGUGUCAUGGCAAAUGUGUCGUGGAAGAACUCUGAAACUCCUCCACUUUCGGCCUGAAAACUUUGAAUAACGCAAUUUCUAUGGUUAUGAACUACUCAUGUUGAAUAAGUUUGCAAAUGUUUACUUUAUCGAGGUUUAUCAUUGUUGAGUUUCUAAGUUUGUCAUUGGAAGCCAUUAAUAAAAAAAUAUUUAGAAU